GCUCCGGCUCCGGCUUCGGCUCGGGCUCGGGCUCGGCGGGCGGGCGGGCGGACAUGGCGGCCAACAUGUACCGGGUCGGAGAUUAUGUCUACUUUGAGAAUUCCUCAAGUAAUCCAUAUCUAAUCAGAAGGAUAGAAGAACUUAAUAAGACAGCAAAUGGCAACGUGGAAGCAAAAGUAGUAUGCUUUUAUAGACGGCGAGACAUUUCCAACAGUCUUAUAAUGCUUGCAGACAAGCAUGCUAAAGAGAUUGAAGAAGAAUCUGAAACUUCAAUAGAUGCUGAUCUGACAGAUAAACAGAAGCAUCAGUUGAAACAUAGAGAACUAUUUUUGUCACGUCAAUAUGAAUCUCUUCCUGCAACACAUAUCAGGGGGAAAUGUAGUGUUGCACUACUGAAUGAAACAGAAUCAGUUUUGUCAUAUCUUGAUAAAGAGGAUACCUUUUUCUAUUCUUUGGUUUAUGAUCCUUCAUUGAAAACACUUUUAGCAGAUAAAGGCGAAAUCAGAGUAGGACCUAGAUAUCAAGCAGAUAUACCAGACAUGCUUGCAGAAGGAGAAGCAGAUGGCAGAGAACAAUCAAAAUUGGAGGUCAAAGUUUGGGACCCAAACAGCCCUCUUACUGAUCGGCAGAUUGACCAAUUUUUAGUUGUAGCACGUGCGGUUGGAACAUUUGCUCGAGCCCUGGAUUGCAGUAGUUCAGUCAGACAGCCCAGUUUACACAUGAGUGCAGCUGCUGCUUCCCGAGACAUCACUCUGUUCCAUGCUAUGGACACAUUAUACAGACACAGCUAUGAUUUAAGCAGUGCAAUUAGUGUUCUCGUACCACUUGGAGGACCUGUUUUAUGUAGAGAUGAAAUGGAAGAAUGGUCUGCUUCUGAAGCUAGCCUAUUUGAAGAAGCUUUGGAAAAAUAUGGAAAAGACUUCAAUGAUAUACGUCAGGACUUUCUCCCAUGGAAGUCAUUGACUAGCAUCAUUGAAUAUUAUUACAUGUGGAAAACUACUGAUAGAUAUGUACAACAGAAACGACUGAAAGCUGCUGAAGCUGAAAGCAAAUUGAAACAGGUUUAUAUUCCAACUUACAACAAACCAAAUCCCAACCAAAUAUCUGGCAGCAAUGGCAAACCCAACACUGUGAAUGGAGCUGUGGGAACCCCAUAUCAACCCCAGAGUGCACUGAUAGGACGAGCCUGUGAGAGCUGCUACACCACACAAUCUCACCAAUGGUACUCUUGGGGGCCACCUAACAUGCAAUGUAGAUUAUGUGCAACCUGUUGGCUGUAUUGGAAAAAAUAUGGUGGCCUGAAAAUGCCUACACAGACAGAAGAAGAGAAGCUAUCACCCAACCCAACCACAGAGGACCCCCGUGUUAGAGGUCACAUGUCACGUCAGGCCACACAGGGAAUGCCAGUCCGAAACACUGGAAGUCCAAAGUCAUCUGUGAAGACCCGCCAAGCUUUCUUCCUUCAUACUACAUGUUUGACCAAACUUGCUCGCCAGGUCUGCAAAAAUACCCUCCGGCUGCGGCAGGCAGCAAGACGACCCUUUGUCCCUAUUAAUUGUGCUGCCAUUAGGGCAGAAUAUGCAGACAGACACUCAGAGGUAUCAGGAAAUACUAUGAAGAGCAAAAGCACUAGAAAACCUUUGGCAUGUAUCAUUGGUUAUUUAGAGAUCCAUCCUGCAAAGAAACCAAAUGUACUAAGAUCUACGCCAAGCCUGCAAAGCCCAUCCACUAAGCGGAUGCUUGCUACCCCAAACCAUGCAUCUCUGAGCAUCCUGGGGAAGAGAAACUACAGCCAUCACAAUGGCCUGGAUGAACUCACAUGCUGUGUUUCAGACUGAGAUGCCCUCAUCCCAUCCUCCAAACCAAGACUUACUUCACUGUCCUACUGACGUUCACAGCUUUGGCUUAGGAAGAGGAAGUUGUGCUGGCACAUUCCAGCUUGACACCCCCAUGCUGAGUCAGUGGCCUGCAGUGGGGAAAUUUGAGUUCAGAUCCCCAAAGCUACAUCUCCAUUUUUGAAUCAAUAGCAUCUCCCCUAGCCUCUUGAGAUACAAGCUGCCCCCAAACAGGACCCAUUUGAGAAGGGAAGAGGCAAAAGUUUACCCUGCUCUACUGUAUUUUAUCUGCAUCCCUCCAGCAUCACAGGAUUUGUGGGGUUUUUUCUUCCUCCUCUUGAGCACAUAAAUGAGCAUCUGUAUCUCCUAGAAAGAAGCAAGUCCUGAGUCCCGCUGCCUUGGAGAGACAGUAAUGUUUCAUGUAUCAGCCUGACUGGUUUGUGAGGAUGCAUAAUUUUGUAGAGGAGGGGGCAGAGCAUCUUUUUGAAAGAAUUCUUGAGAAAAAUGCCCAUGUACCCACAGCCUCCUCUGACAUCUUUUCCCAUUUUUUAGGCAUCAGGGUCACAUAGCUUUGAUACCAUCAUUACAUACCUUCCUCUUUGUUGUCAAGUUCUUAUUAGUUGUGUGGUUUAUUUUUUAAAAAGGGAAAUUUUCUCUCCCCCUGGGCAGCAAGAGUCUCCAGAAUUACCUGUCAUAAGCAGCAGAAAUUGCCCUUUGUGAUUCUGUAAAAGUCUUCUUCCUUUGUCACCUGUCUUUUUAAUUGUUGGGUAUAUAACCUGAAGCCUUAACAUUCACAUGUAGCUCUUAGAUUAUCUUGCCCUUUUCUCAUUCCCCAGUGCUUAAACUUUGCCACAAAUUUGUCAUAAAUGAUGUGACACAAAUUGUUUUCUUCCCUUUCUAAGGGAACUUUCAUUCUAUUCCCUGAUGAUAAUAGAGGUGUUAUGGGCUCCUUUCCACCAGGUUAUCCCCACACAUCAUUCAGGUGACAAACUAGCAAAGGAUAAACUGGGGCUGAAUCUGCCUUCAUGUGGUUGAAGCAAGCCAAGACACAUCUGUUCAGUCAAGGACAAUUUUGUCCUUUAAGGAAUAUGGAAGUAGGAAGGAAGAAAGGGGGAAUAAGAGAAAGGAGGAAAGGGGAAAGAGAGAGAGGAUGUGAGAGAGAGUAGGAAGGAGGAAGGUAGAGAGAAGGAGAGAGAGAGUAUGACAGAUAGACACAGAUGUUAAGAGUCCCUAAGGAAUCUGCAUGAAGACAGCAUCAUUUUCUGGCUUGAACACCUACCCUCAACACCGGAUUUUGUUGUCUUUGCAAGUGGUAUAAGUCUUUAACUGAGGCCAAAUUUGAAGAAAAAAAAAUUUCUUCCUGGAAAGGCAAAUGUAGAUGAUAUCCCUGAAUCUGAAUUUCUACAUGCAUGACUUAUAAGUCUCAUUUUUUUUUAGCACUUAGGAAAAGGAGGGAAACACUUAGGAGCUGCACAUUGUUUUUCUUUAUUAUAGGGUCCAUUGUUCCUAUAAUAUUUAAACAUUCAGGAAAUGUGAGACAUUAAUUGAAUAAGUCUUGAGGUCCCUGUCUCUCUAGUCAGCCAUAUUCUUAAUAGAUGGAUUUGAGUGAACAUAAGAGAACAUUAUAUAUGUUGGGAUGAUACUCUGGGUCAAAGUUUCAAGUAUUAACUUGACUUCCAGAAAUAUUAAUUAUUUCCUCCUUUUUUUUUAAAUGAGGAAGGCAAUCCAGGCCCUAUUCCCAGAAAUAUUUUCAGAUCUGUCCUCUGGAGUAAUGUGAGAUAAUGAGUGGGUACCAGAAGAUAAGCCAGCUAAAUGGAGAACAAGGUGAUGAAAGGAGAUGGGGGGGAAGGUUCAGAAAGUCAAGAAGGAUUUUUUUAAGGUGGUUCUUGGAGUAUAGGAAAAAGAAAAGCAAAUUUGUCUGUCUUCUUGUAUGAGUUAUAUGGUAGAGACAUUCAAACUGUUCCUGUUUCGUGAAUUUUCUUUUUUUUGAUCCAAGACACUAAAGGAUCCUUUUCCUCUCCUUUUCUCCUUGAAAGCUCUUAUUAAAUGCAGUCUUCCAAUUUGCUUUUGGUCACUGUUGGCUUCAUCCUCUGAGGAUGUUAUAAGAUGUACCAUUCAUCAGAUCCAGGGAACUGUGCAUAUAGGGCCAGGCUGUAAAAAGGAAUAGUCCCUGAGGUAUUUGAUUCUGAGAACUUUUGCCAUUGAGAAUUGAGUAGUGGCUCCCCGUAAACUUCAUUCAAAAGAUAUCCUUUUUCCAUUUAAAAGUUCUCAGGCCAGCAACCUCCCUGAACUUCCUAAAAGUAGGGUGUGAAAUAUCAAUGUACAUGAGAUAAUUGGAUUGUCACUUAACUUCCCAGUCCAACUUUAUCAGACACUUAGGACUCAUUGCUAGUCUUGAGAGUUUCUCAAAUUCUCCCAUUCUCUGACUAUAAAGUCCCAUUAUAGCAUGAUGAGUCUUCCUAUAUACUGCCAGACGUCUAAUCCAUAUAUUCCAGCAAGUUACAUACACGUACACACGUCUAAGUAAAUGUGCAGAAAAGCUCUGUGUUCUUAUAAUUAAAGUCAAAUGACAUUUUAAAGGCUACAGUAUUCAAUCAUGAUAGCAUCACUUCCUCUCUGUCUCUAAUUCCCAUCUAUGGUAUGAGUAGUUCAAAAGGAGAAAACCUGAAACUAUCGGUUUAUAUUUUCAAUAUUUCUAUUAAAAUUCGAACUUUCCCAGAAUCCAGUGUCUGUUAGCCUUGGUCCACUCUAAGAUGUAGUGAUAGUUCUUAUGGACACACUGAAGAGAUUAGUCGUGCCUUUUUUUUGGUGGUGGUGGUUGUAAGGUAAUGAGAUAUUCAAUUAUGCUAAGUUUAGAUAGAGCUAGAAGAUGAUAAAAAAAAAGGGGGGGGGUGAUUCGGGUACUGGAUAGUAGGUUGGACUCGAAAGAACUAUAAAAUGCUUUCCAACUCUGAAGUUCUAUCCAUCUACAAGAAGCAUUUCUUUUGUAGUUGUAUAGUAUGAUCUUCUGUUAGGAUUGAAUAAUAGGGAGAAGACAUAUCACUUUAUGGUUAAAUAUUGUACAAUGAGCAUCUUUUGCGGUCAGAGGGUAUGUAGGUUACUUUAUUUAGUUAAGUGACUCUUCAACUCCACCAUCCUUUCCCCCAACCAAGUGACUUUGUCUUUGUGACUCACAACUCACUCCCCUGCUAUCCCUGAUACUUGUGGUGCUGCUGUGAGUACUAAUCCAAACCAGUCAUUAGAGACAAGGAAACAAACAUAUUUCCAGUAAAUGGCAGACCCAGAGCCAAACUGAGGUCUUCUGAUCCCAAAGCCAGUAUUCUUUGUAUUAUAGUGCCUUGGCUACCUCUAGUUAGUUUUGUGAGCAUCUCUGAGAGAGGGAAAAAAAAAGUGGGGUAAGGAAAGGCUAGUAGUUAAACCUCAGGAAUGAUACUGUGCAUUUCCUUAAUAUAGUUAAAUCACAACCCACCCCCAGGAUCAAAAACCUGAUCACAAUUUGUGUCACCCAUUCAUGAAAGUUUCUGCUUGAACUUUAAUGAUAACAAGGGAUUAGGUCUGAAUGGAUAGUGUUCCUCACUGUUCCCUAGACUUCAGAAUCCUCAAAUUGCAACUAGGGAGAAUCUUUUUAGAAUCUAGAUAAUUUUUCUUUUGGCCCCAAACUUCUCCCAGGAAAAGCUACUAUGAUAAAGAAACUAAGUGUGGUAUUUCUGCUCAUUCAGAUAAUAGUUUUAGUGGGAUUUCUUAUUUGGAAAUUUGAAACUGCAAGCUGAACUCAGAGCAGGGAUGGAGUUGUGAUCCUCUCCUCAUUCCCUUGAACUUCUUAAUUGAAGAUAGGAAAUGGAUAAAGGUAAACAUUUAAAAGAAAUGAAAAAUAUCCUCUAAUUCCAUCUCCCCAAUCAAGAUUGGUACUCUAGAAAGCAAGAAAUAGGAAGUGAGGGUAGGAUGGGAUGAGUGGGAAGGGGAAAGAGGAAAGAUGAGGCAGGAAUGAGGAGAGAAGCAUAUUGAGAACUAUUUUAGAGGAGACUCUGGAUUGUUUGAGCCUAGUUUGAGAGUUUUCAGAGAAGGAAAAUGAAGAUGAUUGUGGGUGGGUAGUUCAGAGAUAAAGUCCCUGAGGGUUUUUACAUUUUUGUCUCUGAGAAAGUAGGAAGCUUGAGCUAUAUGCUUUAGAAAGAUCCUUCCAGCUCAGAUUUAUUUCAAAAGGACGAGAAUGUCUAGAAGAAGACAAUAAACAGUGGGUUUGUUGCUGCAUAACAAGGGUUUUUAACCUGGAAUCUGUGAACCUAUUUAAUGUAUAUGUUAAGUACAUUUAAAAGUAUUGUAAUGAGAAGGGGUUCAUAGUCCUUACCAAAUUGCCAAAGGGGUCCAUGACACACAAAUAGAUAAAGAAUACCUGCUUGAGAAAGUACAGGGUCUGGAGAAACUAUUAAAGUGACUAAAACAGUAAAAAAAGAUGGAAGAAUGAACUCUUUCCCAACCUGGACAUUAGAAGGAGGGGUUUCUAGGAGUUGGGUCAAGGUCAUCUUAAAUCAAUUUGUCUUAUCCAGGGAUGGGCAGUGACUUUGAAUAGAUUUGCUUCCCUAAAAGUGAACCUAGCCUAAGUAUAUACCUAAAUGAGUCAUAUAAAUUCACAGAGAAUAGAUCCCUAAUAAGUUAAUGAGGAGAGAAAGAGCUUUGGAGACCUCAAUGACUCCUAAGGAUACUAUCCAGGAGGCUAUCACAACCUCCAGCAACUUCUGUGACUUCUUGAGAUCCUACCUGAGAUAGGAUUCUAGGUUAGACCGAAAGGAAUUUGGUGGUGGCUACCAUUUAAAGUAUCCCUGCCCUAAAGAUAAGAUGUCAUUUUCUUUGGAUCUAAUGUUAGGAAGAUAGAGGAAGGAAUGCUCUAGAAACCAGUUUUGUAUAGUUCCUUGGUGGGGGGUGAGGGAGAGGUCUUAAAGCAGGGUCUUUGAACCAUAAAGCUCCCCCCCACCAUGUACAUGUUCACUUCCUGAGUAUUUCCCAUACAUUUUGGCCCCAAUUUCAGGGAUGUAGUGCUAUGGCCAAGCUUACAUGGACAAACACAGACACCAGAUUAGAUGUUCCUUCUGUGACUUUGGUUUAUUAAGGCAGCUUUGGACCCAGCUUUGAAGAACCAGGCAUUAUCCAUCUCCAAGACUUCCAAGUCCUUCAGCUUCCAGACAGACCCUGUCCCACCAUUGGUUUGAGAUUGGGAUCCGGAGAAGUCUUAACCAUAUUACUUGAGAAACCUAUCCCUCCCUGGUCAUGUCUAGCCAGUCCUCACCUUUUGAACUCCUUAAAGACCCAGGUCUGAGUAGGACAGAGAAGGUUUAAGAGGCAGGUUCUAUUCCCAUCCAUCAAAAUUUGUAAUCAAACCCCUUUUCCCAGUGUUCUCAGGUAGAUUGCCUGGGGAGUAGGACAAUGGGCUGUUUGGCUCCUCCCCUAGAUAUGGAUAUCUGGAAUUAAUCCUGCAAAGUUGCUGCAUCCCCUCUUGCCACCUGCCUGUUUGGUUUGGAAGAGCUGCUAUCAUCACCUUCUUGAUUAUCCUUUUUUCCAGUCAACCACUCCCUUUUACAGAGCACCAUCUUGCUCUGGCGGAGAAAGUUGGGGCUGGAGAAGCAGUAGAGCACAGGAUCAAGGGUGCUGGUGAGGUAGGUGAAAGCCAGCGAUCCUUGGAACAGGUCAACACAGAGGUGGAGGAUGUAGCAGUUCCCCCAUCGGAAAGCCAGAAGGGAGGCUAUGGCGAAGAUAACGCUGGGCAAGAAGCAGAAAAAGUAGACGGCAAAUACCACUCCCAGGACAAGCAUUGCCCGUCGAGCUCCUGCUUGCUUGCCAAGGUUCCGCCGUCUGAUGGUAAAGAUGAUGCUGAAGGUACAGAAAAGGAUGAUUCCCAAUGGCAGAAAAAGUUCCACCCCAGUGAGUAUAUGGUGCCAGCUCUGGGCAGUAGAGUAGUAAGUGAGGUUGACUGUAAAACCGAUGCAAGAGUUUCUGGAAGAGUAGAGGGUAUCGGACUC
Messenger RNA from Sarcophilus harrisii (Tasmanian devil), 7846 nucleotides. It is a transcript of the gene MTA3, whose product is annotated as metastasis associated 1 family member 3. Gene Ontology annotation, molecular function: chromatin binding; transcription corepressor activity; sequence-specific DNA binding. The transcript is spliced from 17 exons. Gene Ontology annotation, biological process: negative regulation of transcription by RNA polymerase II. The record is from RefSeq and is a predicted model, not a curated record. Bases 54 to 1838 code for a protein of 594 amino acids. Gene Ontology annotation, cellular component: NuRD complex; nucleoplasm. NCBI's taxonomy places the organism in Eukaryota, Metazoa, Chordata, Mammalia, Dasyuromorphia, Dasyuridae.